GGACUUGGCAAAGAUGAUGUCGCAGGGGGAGGACUUCUGUCAUUUUGAUGCCAAUGGCGCUCGCCUUCGAUCUAUCAUUGAAGCCAAUUUGCCUUGGACACUCCAAUUUGACACCUUUCACGUGGCAAGCCCUGCCGAGAAUGUGAAGACUAAGCCGAAGCUCAAGAGUUGGAAGGCUGCCAUUGUGGGCGCACAUCCUUCAUUGUGUGCUGACAUCGCCCAUGCUGUGGAUCGAGCCUUGGGGGGACAAAGUGAACAUCAAUAUUUUGGCCUUAGCUGCCCUGGGCACCACUCUGCUUCUCAUCACUGUACUUUUCGUUGUGAGGUGCUUGGCCAAUGCUCCAAUGAUGCAAUGUUCGACCGGAUUCUGGGGCAAAUGCUGAAUUGGGGAGAGUUCACAGAAAGACCCUUUGACCCUAAAGUUCUCCUGAACGAGUUGCGCAAGAUUGUUUCGUCCAGCAAGUUUCUAUCCUCGGCCGACUUGCAGAUUUGCACAGGGCCAUAUGUUCUAUGUCAUAUGAUGCAGUUGAUCCUUGACGUGCCACUGUUGGUGUAUUUGGGCUUAACCCUGACCUAUUUGGCAGCGGAAAACGUGGAAGAAUUGCUGCUCUCUGCAAGAUCCAUUGCAUCAGACUUCACGAACUUGGCAGGUGCAGUGGGUCCUCGACGUAGAGCGCUUGUCGUCACUGACCUGAUCCGAGCAGCCCAGUUCCACCAUGCAACUGGAGUAUGGGUCCCCGCUCUUCCUCCAUUGUCGUUCUAUCAUGCAGAUCCAGCUCAAGGAGGACGCCACCAUCGUGCCAAAAGAGUUGAAGCAAUCGCACUUCGACCUGAACUUUGGCGCCGCGCUGCGUUUGGUCCUGGACUUCGUGGAUUGCUGCGGCACUUCUGUAAUUCCAACACGGGUGUUGCAUUUCAAACUCAUUUCUUGCCGCUCAGAAGAAUACUUUCGUAUGAUGCUGCUAUCCUUGUCCCAUGGGACAAUGAUGUCAUGUCGUUUUACGAGCUCUAUCAUGCCGCCAUGCCACUGCUGAUGCCGAGUGAAAUGCUUAUGAGCAAAUGGCUUCCAGCAGUACGUUGGGGAUCUCUUGAGUUUGAUCGAGAUCGCGGCACAGGUUCAGCAAAGCGUCCAGCAUGUUUGAUGCGUUUAGGCAAAAGCCCAGCCUGCUUCGUUCCAUGGAUGAACCAAUCAACCUUGCAAAGUGCGAUGGACGGUGGCGCAGCCAGCUGGAUUGGAGCAACAGACUAUUAUCGCUUUCCACAUAUACUGCACUUCCAUUCGGUUGCAUCUCUGGUUGGAAAGUUACAAGGGCCUUUGGCAGCUACAAGGUCUGGGAUGAGAAAAGCAAGCCAGGAAAUUCGCUCUCAAACCUUGUCACUUCAUAGAAGGCUACUUGGACACUUGCUGGGAUUUGGAGACUCUGAGAGGUUUCCACGCUUCAUGCCUACACAAGCACCCAACCACUGGAAUCAGCUGCCACUGGGUGGCACCUGCAAGCUUGGCUUUAUCGCUCAAGCUGACUUCCCACAGAUCGAGCCACAUUCCUCACCUUUUCUCGGACUCCGUCAAUGCUUGCGAUUGUGCGAUGAAACUGCUGGAUGCGAAGUGGCAGUCUUCAAUGGCCUAACCUGCAUGGUCUAUGACGAAUUCUGCAAUGCAACAGACCUCCGUCGUGAAGGAGAUCGCAAUGGCUAUGUAGCUUGGAAGCGUGAUUGAAUGUCAAGAAGAUCUUAGAGGUCUUGGCUCGUGAUGCUCAUGCUUCAUGCUUGCCGACAUGCCCGUGCUGGUGGCCAACAUGCUUUCCGGGUGAAGAAAUUCAUCUCGACAGUGGCAGUGUGGUGGUAAGGGUCAAGGCGCUCAAGCAUCACCUCGACGCAAAACGGCAUUGGCAUUCCACUUGGAAUGUAAUCGAUGAAGGGCAAUAUCCCUGAUGACUGUCCAAUCAAAGAAUAAUUGCGAUAUUCAACUCAUUCAAUCAAAUAAUCAAAA
Molecule: messenger RNA, 1990 nt
Organism: Durusdinium trenchii
Lineage: Eukaryota; Dinophyceae; Suessiales; Symbiodiniaceae
Source: the annotation of a GenBank genome assembly